Gloeophyllum trabeum ATCC 11539 is the source of this 1873-nucleotide messenger RNA. RefSeq lists its product as uncharacterized. Gene Ontology annotation, molecular function: GTP binding. The coding region runs from base 21 to 1814 and encodes 597 amino acids. Lineage: Eukaryota; Fungi; Basidiomycota; Agaricomycetes; Gloeophyllales; Gloeophyllaceae. The transcript has 7 exons. The record is from RefSeq and is a predicted model, not a curated record.
CCGACGAUACGCAGGAGUCGAUGGACGCGGACGAGGGGAAUGGCACCGCAUCGCGCGCUCGGCCGCCCGUCACCGACACCGCGCUGCUGUCGAAUACCCCUUUCACGAGCCUCCCGAGCAGCCGCAGCGUGAGCGAGACGUCUAUCCCCCCGCCGGUCCCCGCCAAGGACGCCAUCCGCACGCGCGAGGAGCUCAUUAUCGAGAAGAGGCGCGAAGCCCGGAGGAGGGAGCUGGACGAUGAUUAUUUACCGCCUUCGACCUCGAACCUUGGUCACGGCCUGCCUUCGACGGCCAACAUCGCUGGGAGACCCAGCCGUCGCCGCAGCAUGAGCACCGGGGACGCGCUGGAUAUGCUCGCGCAGAGGCGGGCGUCGGAUAUGAGGGAUAGCAAGUUGCUGGAUGUGCCGCUCGAGGCUGAAGAUGACGCGCUGGGCGACAGCAUAGACAGAGAGCUGAGGAAACGCGGCGGGAAUGAGCAGACCAGAUACCGAGUUCGAGAGCGCGAAGAGACGAUAUAUGCGUCAUCCGACACUGACCGUAUCAGGCAUAUGCAGAGUGCCGGUGAUCUAGACAGCGGGCAGGCUUGGAGGACGGUGAGGAGACCGUCAGAUAUGAACGAGUAUGCGAAGCAAAUCAAGGAGUACCGCGCACAAGACAAGUCAGGGAAAUCGUACGGCAAGGUCUUUGUAAAAGUCGUUGGUGUCAAGGAUCUGCGCGUACCGAUACCUCGGGAACCUACGGUCAUGACAUGCACUCUGAACAACGGCAUCCAUUAUGUUACGACGCCCGAGUGCCCAUUAUCACGCGACUGUCAUAUUGGUCAAGAGUUUGAACUGAUUGAACAUCCCAAGUUGGAAUUCACGCUGACGCUAAAAGUGCGGCGUGACGCGCACAUCGUCUCCAUGUGCAAGGCCCUGGCGCCGCCGCCACCUGUGCGCCAGCCACCACCCGCUCCACCGCCUUCAAAAGGAGGCCUCAGGAGCUUUUUCUCUUCGCCAAAGAAGACAUCGCAUGCGGCCAACCGUCUGCGAGAGGUGCCUCCUCCAGCACCGCCUGAAAUCAAAGAGAACCUCGCGCGCUAUCUGAAGCCUGACGGCGUAUUGGCCCGCGCAUUCAUCUCUUUCAAGGAUGUCGCGAGCCGAUGCGACACGAAACUAUUCGAGACGAGUUUGCCUCUCCUGGGGCAGCGACUGGAAACGGCAUCGAAGAUGAUAACAACCCAAGUCGGUGAAAUCACGCUUCAGAUAUUCCGACUGCCCCCUCUUCCUGGUAUCCCGCAGGACAAACUCCCGCAAAGCCUGGAAGAAUGCCACGACGGUCUCAGGCACAUCCAUUGGCACAAGCAAACAUACUUUGAAGGAACGUUGACGCAGUCUGGAGGCGAUUGCAUGACUUGGCGACGGCGACCGUUCCGAGUUAUCGGUGCGAGCUUGGUAGCAUUCAACGACGUCACCAAGCGCGCGACGGCCACUAUCGAUCUUAAGAAGGCACUCGCUGUCCGUGACGACGAGGAAGCUGGAACCAUGGUACCAACUGGGCGAUAUUCGGGCGACGACUCGCUCGUCGGGAUGGAACGGUCCUUCCGCAUCCUGUUCCCGAUGAACCAAGAGAUCGUGUUCUUCGCCGACACGGAUGAUGAAAAGAGGAGAUGGCUUGAAGUCUUACGAGCAUUAGUCGGCCGUAUACCCCCGAACCCGCUAUGGGCCGAACUCAUCUGGCAGAGGCAACUCGAGAUAGCCAAGCACAAGAACACGUCCUCUAUUUCCAGCCCCGUUGCCCCAAGUGGCCUGGUGCCCUCUCGGCCUAAUCGGUAGUGUAGUGUUGACAUGUUUUCUCAUUCCAUCUGCACUUGACCUCUGCACCUGCUGUCGAC